CUAAUUCGAGAGGACGUCGAGGUUCUCGCCCACGACUAACACCUUUAUUGCACGACCAUACCUUCCUACCGCAAGGCCUAUUACUUGCAACAAAACUUACUCCUCGAAUUCUAGCCGAUAGCUAAAUCUUUUGACCAUUAUCCAAAUCACACAAUCAACGGGUUACUUCCAGUCACCGCUCGGAGCGAUGAGUCCAAGAAUGCCCUUGGGCGAUUAUUCGAACAUCAAACUAGCUAUGCGCGAUUCACCGUGUGAUGGAGAACGCAAUGGCACUCCAGUAUGGACCAGAAAUCCUUUUGCACCCGAGAACGAGAACGACACAGGAGAAUUGCCAACGGAUCGUAAAGAUGUUUGCGAAGAAACCCACGCAGUACUAAAGAAGGUGCUUGGUUGCGCCCAGCCAGCGAGCUGUCCUAAAGAUGUAACGCUUUUUGAACACUCCCUGAAACCGCCGAGACCUGCUCCUAUCUACGAAGACAAACAAAACGAGGAAUACUGGACAUUCCUGAAAUCAGUGCCAGAUAUCCAGACCGACAGUUUGUCACCUCUUACAAGGUGCCCGAGUCUCAUGAGCGGCAGCACGUUGAGCAGUCGCAACUCUUCAACGAGGUCCACAAGAUCAUAUGUAUGGGAUCCUAGCGAUGACCACAACAACAAUGCCAGAGAGGUUUGUCUUGUACCCGACUGCAGUGGUUUCUGCUCGAAGGACGUAAACGCCCACAUACGGACGACACAUUUUACAGAACGGCUUGUAGACACGUGCCCAGUGAAGACUUGUGAUCGACACAUGAGAGGCUUCACCCGAGCUGGGGACAGAAGACGACAUGUUUUUACCCACUUCAAGGGGGUACUACUUUGCGGCUUUUGCAAAUCUUACGCGACGUGCUUUUCUCAAGCGUCCGAUCGAGUCGAGCUGUUCAUGACCCAUCUCAUAAAGAAGCACGGAGUCAGACCACUACAGAUCGAUCAGCAGUCGGAUGGCGCAAGAUUAAUAAGGAAGAAUCGCAAGUCUAGUGGGAGCUGCCCGGUGACUACCUGUUCCGUGUGUUCGGAACCAUUCACUGCUCAAGUCUUGUACGCGCAUCUACCCGGGUGUAUCCUUCGCGAAGUUACCAGAAAUAAAGAACCCACCGGUUCGGCAAUGCGCGAAGAUGUCAGCGCCGCUUACCAGGUUCCCGAUCUUCAAUCAAUGGAAGAGAUGCAUCCAACCUCUUCAAUAAGUGAGGAAGAGCACACUUCAUGCGGCCAAGAUAUCUGUCAGCCUAAGCUGCUACAAGCAUCCGUCGAGUCAGAUGUGCUAGAGUCUAAAGACAUUGAAGAAUUGACGGCGUCGUCGCGUUGCCUGUCGCUCACGUCAUCAAAAGCUGUUGAAUCAUCCGAAGAGGAUACAGAUUGGACGGAGGAGGGUACCUCGAGAGAAAGCUCACCAGGUAUCUCACAACUUCCACGGCGAUUAUCACCCGCAAAGAAACAAGUUGUGGAGACAAUCAUGCAAGAAUUUCAGCGUAUCUUCGGUCAUUGCCUACGAGCCCAUACGACUGGUGGAAGUAGCUCAGGCUCAUCACACGAUGGAUACAGUGGUUGGUCGAGUAACACAUCGACCUAUUCUAGCGCAUCAUUUGUCUCGCGGAAGCGAAGCUUGAGUGGAGGCGGCUCGACACCGCCUAACGAUGACGAUGACUCAAACAAGCGUCGCCGGCCAGAUUCGACGGUUGAUGGGAAGCAGCCUUUGACCGACCUUAGGUUUGCGUGCCCGUAUUAUAAGCGCAAUCCAGGAAGACACCCAACUUUCACAUCUUGCCGAGACCCAGGCUUCACCACCGUUGCGAGACUAAAGGAGCACUUAUAUCGUCGCCAUCUACUUCCACCGCAAUGCCAUCGUUGCUGCACAACAUUCAAUAACGAUGUUGCCCUUCGGGAACACCAACGUGACGCCCGUGGCUGCGAAGUCCAAGAGCAAACUCCCCUAGAGGGCUUCGACAAGGAUCAAGAACGACGAUUGAAAAGCAAGAAGAGAAGCCAGCAAUAUCAAAGUGAAGAGGAUAAAUGGAAGGGCGUAUAUCGAAUUCUCUUUCCGGAUGAUAUUGAAGCCGACAUACCCAGUGCCUACAUUGAGUAUCAGCCGUGUACCCGCCAGACCCCAGAACCAUCCGACAUCACCCAAUUCCAAGAAUUUACACGGCUAGAACUACCGCGCCUAGUCAGAAGAACACUCGAAAUCGUCGUCGAACAAGAAGCGCAGCCACUGGAAGACAAACUGAAAGAGCGUCUAGUUGACAUCGUCAAAGAAUGCCAGUCACAACUCGUUAACAUGUUUCAAGCCGCCAGUGGGCCUGUUCCCAUGACAUUGACACCACCCAACGACGCUGUACAACAUUCUAAUACUCACAAUGCACUCUCAGUCUUUGAGGGCUUUGACACACUGCCAUAUCACAAUGAACUGGGUAGUAAUAACGUACGCAGCCAACCUGCACAAUACCAAUCCGACUCGCCAGAUGCAGGCUACAACACUUCCUGGCCCAUGACAAUCAACCUUUCACAAGCACCCAUGAACGAAUCAAAUGACCCGACAAGCACUGUACAACCAAUAGCUCUCACCAUGCAUGAAAAUGCAAAUCUAGACGGUUACUACGAUGUCUACGGCCAGCGAGCAGGAAACGUCCAGCCUGCAGUCGAUUUCAACGCUGACGCUUGGUCGUUCAUUGAUGUCUUACCGCGCAGAGGCGGAGGGGAAAACAACGGUAUUGGAUUUGGGUUGGAGUCGUUGAGUGAGUUGGAUCCUCCUGCGUGGCUGGGGAUGUAAGGGCGUUUUAUACCUGGUAUGCAGAUGACUACCCGGACACGGGCAACUUAUAGGAAUGAUUGAUAAUGAUAAAAUCUCUUCAAUUCGUAGCCUGAAAUAACCCCAGAAAAUAUAUGUAUGUGAGGAAAUGAGGAAAUGAACGAUAGAGUGAAUAGCAAAGACUAAUAACGCAAAGUU
This is a messenger RNA of Cucurbitaria berberidis CBS 394.84, 2980 nucleotides long. RefSeq lists its product as uncharacterized. Bases 188 to 2803 code for a protein of 871 amino acids. Lineage: Eukaryota; Fungi; Ascomycota; Dothideomycetes; Pleosporales; Cucurbitariaceae. The record is from RefSeq and is a predicted model, not a curated record. The transcript is spliced from 5 exons.